Messenger RNA from Dioscorea cayenensis subsp. rotundata (Guinea yam), 1580 nucleotides. RefSeq names its product BTB/POZ and TAZ domain-containing protein 3. The record is from RefSeq and is a predicted model, not a curated record. Gene Ontology annotation, molecular function: protein binding. The transcript has 6 exons. NCBI's taxonomy places the organism in Eukaryota, Viridiplantae, Streptophyta, Magnoliopsida, Dioscoreales, Dioscoreaceae. Bases 219 to 1382 code for a protein of 387 amino acids.
AUUUACCGCUUUCCUCUUCUCUUCUCCCUCUCGGUACAUCUCCGCAAAAUAAUCUCCAUUGAAGAACAAAGAUCAAAGCUUGGCAUCCAUUUCAUUCAAUUCAAGGAAUAAGUGGAUAUUGCGGCAGAUUUAACAGUUGAUGGCAUGUCUAGAUCUAGGCUCUUCACAUCUCUUCUCAUCUUAUCAAGUGUAUGAGGUUCCUUUUGAUUUGCACCUAGAUGACGGUGUCUCGGUCGAGGUUUUUAGAUGUGCCGGAUGCUUCAAAACCUUCUUUAUCUUCUUUUAGUAGUAGUAGUAGUAGUAGUAGUGUACCUAAACCACCCCCUCUACCUAGCUCGGCAAAUGGCGGAUGUAGUUCCUCUAAGAGGCUGACUGGUUAUAGUUAUGUACUGGAUGAAACAAGGCUUGUUUGGGAUAAGCUUUUUCAUGAAGGAUAUGAGGCUGAUGUUCAUGUUCUCACUGAUGAUAAGAGCACUAUUUUGUCACAUUCCUGUGUUCUUGGCAUCUCAUCUGCUGUAAUAAGGAAUCUGUUGGCACAAGCAAAAAUCAGAGGGGGUAUUCGACGUAUCAAAAUACAUGGAGUUCCUUCAGAAGCUGCCAAUGCAUUUGUUCGUUUUCUUUAUUCUUCAAGCUAUGAACCAGAUGAUAUGAAAAAUUAUGUCCUUCACUUGCUUGUCAUGUCUCACUCAUACUCAAUCCCUUCCUUGAAAAAAGUCUGCAUCAACCAAGUAGAGCAGGCUUUACUGAAUGCAGAAAAUGUGGUUGAUAUACUUCAGUUAGCCAGACUGUGUGAUGCACCACGGCUUACUGUUUUAUGCACCCGCAUGAUUAUGAAAGAUUUCAAGACUAUUUCUUUGUCUGAAGGGUGGAAAGUAAUGAGACAAACAAAUCCUGAACUAGAACAGGAGCUUCUAGAGUCUCUUGUGGAGGCCGAUUCUAAAAGGCAGGAAAAGAUGAAAAAGAUGGAAGAAAGAAAAGUGUACUUGCGGCUGAAUGAAGCAAUGGAAGCUCUAGUGCACAUAUGCAGAGACGGUUGCCAAACAAUUGGACCAAGUGGCAAAGUAGUGAAGGACAACCAAACAGCUUGCAAGUUCCCUGCAUGUAAGGGGCUUGAAUCAUUGGUUCGCCAUUUCUCUAGCUGUAAGACUCGAGUCCCCGGAGGUUGUACACAUUGUAAGCGAAUGUGGCAGCUAUUUGAACUUCAUUCUCUGAUCUGCUCUGAGUUAGAGUUUUGCAAAGUUCCUUUGUGCAGGCAUUUCAAAGCUAAGAUCAAGAAUCAAAGCAGGAAAGAGGAGAUGAAAUGGAACCUGUUGGCCAGCAAGGUGAUAGCAGUUAAAGGUACCCUAAGCUCGAUCUCUGCUAGACGUAUUUUCGUACCAUAAAACUAUAUAAUUUCAGUGAUCUUGAGCUCUGAAGCUGAGAGGAAAUUUUAAUGUAGAUUGUGAUGUCAAAGGAGGAUGAUACCAUGAAAAUAAAAAACUUGUAAAUGGAGAAAUAAGGAAAAAUGCUUUGUAUGUGUAUUGUAACCGAAAAGUUAUAAAAAGAAUAAAUAUUACAUGAACCAUUUUCUUUGUAGUUUA